AUGACAGCCGGGACCGUGGUUAUCACCGGGGGCAUCUUGGCAACUGUGAUUCUGCUGUGCAUCAUCGCGGUUCUGUGCUACUGCCGGCUGCAGUACUACUGCUGCAAGAAGGAGGAGCCCGAGGAGGACGAGGAGGAGCCUGACUUCGCCGUGCACUCCGGCCGGCCCCCGCUGCCCUGCAGCCGCAGCCUGGUGCUGACCAACGGGCCCGCGCUCGGCCCGGCCGCCGCCACCCCGUUCAGCCAGAGGGCCCCGCAGGCCCGCGCCCUCUGCCGCAGCUGCUCCCACUGCGAGCCGCCCACCUUCUUCCUUCAGGAGCCCGAGGACGAGGACGAGGUCGUGCCCAACGGCGGGGGGCGCGUGGCCUACAAGGCCAUCAGCCAGGAGGACGUGGGGCUGCCGCCCACGCCCCUCGGGGGCCUGCAGGCGCUCGACCCCCGCCGCCUCUCAGCCAUGCGGGAGGCCUUCUCGCGGAGCCGCAGCAUCAGCACCGACGUCUGA
This is a messenger RNA of Pteronotus mesoamericanus, 501 nucleotides long. RefSeq names its product family with sequence similarity 163 member B (gene FAM163B). Lineage: Eukaryota; Metazoa; Chordata; Mammalia; Chiroptera; Mormoopidae. The record is from RefSeq and is a predicted model, not a curated record. Bases 1 to 501 code for a protein of 166 amino acids. The transcript is spliced from 2 exons.